Molecule: messenger RNA, 617 nt
Organism: Spodoptera littoralis (African cotton leafworm)
Lineage: Eukaryota; Metazoa; Arthropoda; Insecta; Lepidoptera; Noctuidae
Source: the annotation of a GenBank genome assembly
AUGGCAAAAAAACUGCAUUAUUUUAAUUUUAUCGCUAUAGCUGAGCCUAUAAGGUAUAUUCUUCAUUACACUAAGCAAGAGUUUGAGGAUGUCAGGCACGAUCAUAGAUUUUGGCCAAACGCAGAGUUUAAAGAGAAAUUACCCUUCGGACAAUUUCCUCUUUAUGAGGAAGGAGAUCGUUUGCUGACCCAAUCACUGGCUAUCGCAAAGUAUGUGGCUAGAGGCACAGAUCUCAUUCCGUCAGAUCCAUGGACGCAAGCUGUGUUGGAUGCAGCUGUAUACACAAUCUACGAUUAUUGGUCAAAGGUUGUGACUUUCAUUAGAGAAAAAGACCCUGAAAAAAAGAAAGAAUUGAAGCGUGAACUCUUGGACGAAACUAUAGACUUUUUCUUCUCAAGACUUGACAAAGAUCUGAAGGAAAACGGUGGCUACUUUAGUGGAAAGUUAUCCUGGGUGGAGUUUGUCCUAUGCGGCCUAGUAGAGGCAAGCAACUACUUCUUGGACACGGAAUUGGAUAAGAAAUACCCAAGGGUCGAAGCUUUAAUUAAAAAGAUAAAAGUCUACCGGGAGUCAAAGAGUAUGUUGCUGCAAGAGGGCCUAAUGUUUUUAAACAAUGA